Messenger RNA from Pygoscelis adeliae (Adelie penguin), 1668 nucleotides. It is a transcript of the gene POPDC2, whose product is annotated as popeye domain containing 2. The record is from RefSeq and is a predicted model, not a curated record. Gene Ontology annotation, molecular function: cAMP binding. NCBI's taxonomy places the organism in Eukaryota, Metazoa, Chordata, Aves, Sphenisciformes, Spheniscidae. Gene Ontology annotation, cellular component: sarcolemma.
GAGGCAGUGCAACGAGAUCUCUGUCCUGUCUGCAAGUUUUCCAGCUAAUGGCCUCUACUCUUUCUUUCACUGAGCUCUUUUGGCCUCAUAUUUGCCAGCUCCUUUUCUCACUGGUGUGGCUAAGGAGGGGGCCAGCCACCAGUUUGUGAGCCACAAAGAGGAGAAACGAGCCCUUUUGGGAUUUUUCGGGUGCAAAAACGUUCAGCAGCACUUUAACAUGUCGCUCUGAAGCGCGCUGCUGUGGGACCAGCUGGCGCUCAAGAGGAGGAGGAGGAACAGCUACCCAGCAGCUCUGGUUUCAGACCUCUGCAGCACCCUUUGUGUAUGACAAUUCACUUUGAGCGCAGGACGGCCAGGGAGGGUGGGGAGUGGGGAAGGAUGAGUGCAAGCAGCCUCUCCUGGGACCAGGCUGUUCUCCAGCCUCCCGUGUGUGAUGCCUGGAAGGAGAUUAUGGAGGGAGCAGCCUACCAGCUGGCCAGCUGCAUCGUUCUCCUGGGUUACAUGGGGGGAAGUGGCAUCUUUGGGUCCCUCUAUAUCUUUGGCCUCCUGGCCCCAGGCUACUUCUGCUAUGCUCUGUGGGGCUGGCUGAGUGCCUGCGGGCUGGACAUCUUCGUCUGGAACAUGCUGCUCGUCCUCACCUGCUUGCUUCAGCUGGCUCACCUGGCUUACCGGCUCCGCAGAGACACCAUCCCGGAAGAGUUUGACCUCCUCUAUAAGACCAUGUACCUGCCCUUGCAGGUGCCCCUGGAAGUCUACAAAGAAAUCGUGAAGUGCUGUGAAGAGCAAGUCCAGUCGCUAGUCAGAGACCAGAAUUACGCGGUGGAGGGCAAGACGCCCAUUGACCGCCUCUCAUUGCUGCUGUCUGGCAGGGUCCGAGUGAGCCAGGAUGGACAAUUCCUUCACUACGUAUUUCCGUACCAGUUCCUGGACUCUCCAGAAUGGGAGUCGCUGCGACCCUCUGAGGAAGGAACUUUCCAGGUCACGCUGACGGCCGAGACCGACUGCAGCUUCAUCACCUGGCCGAGGAAGAAGCUGUAUCUCCUCCUGAGGAAGGACCGCUAUGUUGCCCGGCUCUUCUCCUCCCACCUGGGCUACGACAUCUCAGAGAAGCUCUACUCCCUCAACGAGAAGCUCUUCGCCAAGUUCGGCCUUCGCUUCGACAUCCGCCUGCCCAGCCUCUACCAUGUCCUCGGGCCAGCCUCCUCCGAGGGGGAGUCAGAGGACUGCGGAGCCACCAUGCCUGGCCAGGCUGGUGCCUCCGAGCCGCCUCCGCAGCCAUCAUCACCGCCGCCGCCGGCUCCACGGCCCCGGGCAUCUCGGCCUGACAGUGACCUGCUGGCCUCUGGAAACCUUCUCCGGAGUUCCCCCCACCCUCCCUGCAAAGGACGAGCCCCUCUGGCUCCCACUCAGACCCCCGAACUCUAGGGAACAACAGUCUGUCUUGAUCCUGAAGCCCCUCCGAGGGAGCAUAAGCUCACAUAGGUUUCUGACCAGAGAGACACUCUUUAGCAAGCACUGAGACGUCUGCCUGCAGACAUGAACACUCGGGAGCACAUGAAGCACACGCGUGAGACUGCAGUGUGACACUCCAGCACCUCCCACCCCACGGUUGUUCACCAGAGCUGCCUGCCCCAGUGUGCUUCCCCGGUUUGUUUUCUAGUCCUGCCU